This is a messenger RNA of Galeopterus variegatus (Sunda flying lemur), 318 nucleotides long. RefSeq names its product 60S ribosomal protein L36a-like. Gene Ontology annotation, cellular component: ribosome; cytosolic large ribosomal subunit. The coding region runs from base 1 to 318 and encodes 105 amino acids. Gene Ontology annotation, biological process: translation. Gene Ontology annotation, molecular function: structural constituent of ribosome. The transcript has a single exon. The record is from RefSeq and is a predicted model, not a curated record. NCBI's taxonomy places the organism in Eukaryota, Metazoa, Chordata, Mammalia, Dermoptera, Cynocephalidae.
AUGGUGAACAUUCCUAAAAUGUGCUGGACAUUCUGUAAGAAGUGUGGCAAGCAUCAACCCCACAAAGUGACACAGUAUAAGAAGGGCAAGGAUUCUUUGUAUGUCCAGGGAAAGAGGUGUUAUGACAGGAAGCAGAGUGGCUAUGGUGGUCAGGAAAGCCGAUUUUCUGGAAAAAAGGUUAAAACUAUGAAGAUUGUGCUGACACUUGAGUGUGUUGAAUCUAACUGCAGAUCUACGAGGAUGCUGGCUAUUGAGAGUUGUGAGCAUUUUGAACUGGGAGGAGGUAAGAAGAGAAAGGGCCAAGUGAUCCAGUUCUAA